AUGGCCAACUGGCCCAUAACGACAAUCGCAUUAACCGUGACUCUCCUCCUCGUCUUCCAAUUCUCCAUCCGUCUAUAUCGACAGCGCCGCUUCUUCAAAGACCUGCCUGGCCCUCCUCACUCCUUCAUAUGGGGCCACCUCCCCAUCAUGGGCAGCAUAUCCGCCCUCUUCCCCCCCAACAACCACCCGCAAGCCUACCUCACCGAACUCUCACGCAGAUACAACCUCCCCUCCCUCUACUACCUGGACCUGUGGCCCAUCGCGCCCUCGCAAGUCGUCCUCUCUGACCCUUCCCUCCUCGAACAAGUCACCGUGGCGAAACCCCUCCCGCAGCACCAACUCAGCGACGACUUCCUCGCCCCCAUCACGGGCCGCAACACCAUCGCCACGGCCAACGGCGCCAUAUGGAAAGACCUCCACCGCGCCAUGGUCCCGGCCUUUUCGUGGUCCCACAUCCGGAGCCUGACGGGCGUCGUCGUCCAAGAAUGUCAACUAUUUCGGGAAGCGCUCGAUAAUCUGUCAAACACGGGGGAGGUCUUCUCCAUGGAGGAGUUAGGUUCCAAGCUGACGUUUGAUGUGAUUGCCCGUGUGGUGUUUAAUGUGCGGCUGUAUGCGCAGACGACGGGGAGUGUGUGGCUCCGCGAUCUGCGUGAGAUGAUAAGACUGGCGGAUGGGGCUACAGAUAUCUCUGUGCAGUUUAAUCCCGUGGCGAGGGUGCGGUUGUGGUGGAAGAGGAGACAGGUGCUGGGACGGUUGGAUCCCAGUAUAAGGGCGCAGGUAAGGGAGCGGUUUGCGCUGUUGAAGAGCGAGGGCGUCGUGCCGAGGAAGAACGACCCGGAUAGUAUUUUGGAUUUGAUGCUGCGUGAGAAAGUGGCCAGUGGGCUGGGGCUGGCGCUACAUAAGAGUGAGCUGUCUGCAGAAGAUGAAGCCAUGCUAGUAACAAAUAUCAAGGCGCUUCUCAUCGGCGGCCAAGGCACAACAACAGACAGCCUAUGCUUCAUAUACAUGCUCCUCUCGAAACACCCCAACGUCGUCCAAACCCUCCGCGAAGAACACACCUCCCUCCUGCAAACCCACCCCCUCACCAUCUCCACGCUCCUCACAUCCCCCGAAAAGCUCCAAUCCCUCCCCUACACCGAAGCCGUCAUCAAAGAAGCUCUGCGCCUCUUCCCCGUCGGUUUCGGCGUCCGCGGCGCCUCUACCGGCGCAACACUCCCCUUCCAGGGCCGCGACCUCCCCAUCGACAAUGACCUGGGCAUCGUGCUCAACGGCCACGACGUGCACUACAACGAGGAGUACUUCCCCGAUCCUACGGCGUUUAAGCCCGAGCGCUGGCUGGGGGACAUACCGAAGUCGUAUUUCCGCACGUUUGGGAGGGGACUGCGUGCGUGUUUGGGCCAGAAUCUCGCGGUGAAUGAGCUCAAGAUUAUUUUGGUCAUGACGGUACGGGACUUUGUGUUUGAGUGUGUGGUUGAGGCGAAUGAGAGGGCGAGGUGUGCGCAUACGGAUCUGGAUCUUGUGUUUGGGGAUGCUGUUUUUCAGGAGUUGGGGUUGGAGGCGAAGCCUAGGGGGGGGAUGAAGAUGCGGGUGAGGAGGGUGGGCGAGGGGGGUGUGUAG
Messenger RNA from Pochonia chlamydosporia 170, 1617 nucleotides. Its product is annotated as cytochrome P450. The record is from RefSeq and is a predicted model, not a curated record. Gene Ontology annotation, molecular function: iron ion binding; heme binding; monooxygenase activity. Lineage: Eukaryota; Fungi; Ascomycota; Sordariomycetes; Hypocreales; Clavicipitaceae. The transcript has 4 exons. The coding region runs from base 1 to 1617 and encodes 538 amino acids.